AUGGCGGAGAUAGUUUUCAGCGGUGUCACCAACGACGCCGAUGUGCAGGGAACACUCUUUCAAGGCAUCAAGUUCUGGAUCUCGCACAAAGUCCCGCAGAGAUCAAGGUUCCUGAGUGAUGUCAAAGCCAAUGGCGGUGACAUUCUUCCUCUGGAAAAGCAUGCGGACGUCAAGAUUGUGGAUCAUGCAAGGAAGGAAGCUCCGCCAGGAUCACACUCAUAUACCUUCAUCGAGAAAUCAAUACGCAAUGGCGUUCUAGAGGAUCUUGAUGAUCACAAGGUUGGGCCACCUGAAGGAAAUAUCAGGAGCAUUGGGUCCAUUGUGCAACCUCCGAAGGGGACGCGCAACAAAUACACGGAAGCAGAUGACCGUAUACUUUGGAAUUGGGUCAAUGAUCAUCCUCAACAGGGGGGUGGUACAGAUGGCAAUGAAAUCUACAAGCAGCUCGAGAAAAAGCAUCCACAGCAUCCAUGGCAAUCUUGGAGAGAUCGGUGGAUAAGGCAUCUUAAAGGGAGAACGGCUCCGUUUGCACUUCCUCACAAUGCUCCACCAACACCACCUUUUGACAUUCGCCAAACAACCGAGUCCUCAAAGAAUUGGGCAAUUAGAUCGGAUACCGCCACUGACAAUUACCGGUCGUUCUCGGAUGAUGAUGCCGAAGAUUUGAUGGUCGACGGCGAUGACAUUCUGAAAAUACACCCAGACAACAUCAAUGAGGCCUGGGAGAGCUGGACUCGAGACCACGAUAUCCCUAUUUCACCCCAGAGAACGGUGGCCACUCCUCCAUCGGCUUUCUCGUCUUUCAAGAGAGACUACUCGCUCAUGCCAGAGCUCCCCCAGAAGACGAUUUCCAAAUUUCAGAACCCAACCUCACCUAAGAGGUCCAGGGCUGCUCUGCCAUCCACUCUCUCGCCCGUUUCCAAGUCAUACCAAUCGCUCAUUGCCGAGCCCCUCAACAAAACAGUUCCCUUUGAAGUUCGGAACCCUGUCUCACCCAAGAGAUCCAUGGUCGUCGCCCCCUCAUACGGAUUCUCGCCUUCUGUUGAGAGAGACUAUUCGCUCAACCCGGCGGCCAGAAGCCCAUCUUACCACCCUGAGUCACCUACGGUGACAGCCACGGCUCCAUCAAUGAUUCAACAAGCAAAAGACAUCCUCAGCAUGCAUUUGCCAAGCUUGCCGUCCAACAACGAGUGGCAUGCCCAAAGGACCUCUGAGAAAACCCCCUCGCCAUAUCAUGAGACGCUCAAGAGGAAGCAUAUUGCUGUCGAGGAGGACCUCCCGUCAAGUUCGCCCAUAGGACCAAUUUCUCCGAAGCGUAGGCGGCCAAGUGCGUCAGAGCUGCCCCUGGAAAUUGCGUCAACCCCCGAAAAAAGUCGAGAGCUAGACAUUGAAGGUCCAUUCUCUCCUCUGUUGAUCAAGUUGGAGCUUGAAGAAGAUGAGCCUAGUCUCCCCGAAGGUUUCACCAAAAACGAUAGUCUUCUUGGCCAACAGCUGUCUGACACUCUUUCCGAGCGUGGCCGUGUUGUCAACGAUACACAAGCCGUAUUUGGAGACGCUACCCAGCUGAUCAACUUUGACAUCCCUGCGCCCGAAGGAGGCUGGGACAAUGAUGAGCUCCCAGUCCAAAGUUCUAGCCAGCCCUUGGAUUUUGACGUCUCAUCACCGGAAGACGGCAGGGAAGACAACAAGCACAUUAGCAAAGAAUCUACCCAGCUGGUAGACUUCGAUCUUCUGCCUCCUGAAGGCGGCUGGGCUGAGGAAGAAUCCCAGGUGAAAGAAGAAUUCAAAGCCUCAAACACAGAAAUGUACGACGCUCAGCCUACUCUACCAGACACUCAGGCAAUCCUGCGGAGCAAAUCUCCAGCGCCAGAUUUCUCCAUCCCAGAUCCCGACGGCGGCUGGAACAGCUUGAUAGCCCCAUCAUCGCCGCUCAUGCCCAUCUUCCCACGCGCUGAAAGCGUGUUCUCGCAAACAGACCUCAAAGAUCAAAUGGAUGCCUGGAUCGAUUCUCACGCCAUCAAAGGUAUAUCUGUUGAGCAGGUGGAGUCAGUGCUCAAGAGUACGAGUAUGGACACUACCCUCGCAGACAAGGCUUUACGACAUCUGGCAAAGAAGGGAAUGUUGCCGAAGGAUCGGAGAGGUGUGUGGACGGAAUCAGAUGACGAGGACUUGAAAUCAACGGAUGCGAGGAAAAUCCAGCGAUUACAGGAGAAGCACGGCGCGGACUGCUUGACGGCGAGAUGGGAGUUUCUAGACUUUUACGCAGAGGAGGCAUGA
Letharia lupina is the source of this 2277-nucleotide messenger RNA. RefSeq lists its product as uncharacterized. Bases 1 to 2277 code for a protein of 758 amino acids. Gene Ontology annotation, cellular component: shelterin complex. Gene Ontology annotation, molecular function: telomeric repeat DNA binding. The record is from RefSeq and is a predicted model, not a curated record. Gene Ontology annotation, biological process: telomere maintenance via telomere lengthening; regulation of DNA-templated transcription. The transcript has 5 exons. NCBI's taxonomy places the organism in Eukaryota, Fungi, Ascomycota, Lecanoromycetes, Lecanorales, Parmeliaceae.